AUGACGGUAUCAAGCGACUUUUCCCGACGUGUGUCGUCGCACGCGAGCAACCUAGCUCUGGAGGAUAGGUUCGAAGUGCUCAAGGAGAUCGGCGAUGGAAGCUUUGGAAGAGUCGUUCUUGCUAGAGUACGGACGGCAGGCGCAAAUGUUGCUCGUCGCGGCACGGUGGUUGCCAUCAAAUCCAUGAAGAAGACAUUCGAAUCAUUCCAGUCAUGUCUCGAGCUUCGCGAAGUCGUCUUCCUUCGGACCUUGCCUGCGCAUCCUCACCUUGUCCCAGCCCUGGACAUCUUUUUGGACCCCUACACAAAGAAGCUUCACAUCGCUAUGGAAUACAUGGAGGGGAACCUGUAUCAGCUUAUGAAGUCGCGCGACCACAAAUGCCUCGACAACUCCAGUGUUAAAAGUAUCCUCUUUCAGAUCAUGCAGGGCCUAGAGCAUAUCCAUUCGCAUCAUUUCUUCCACCGCGACAUUAAGCCAGAAAACAUCCUCGUUUCAACAUCAUCACACAACGAACCAUCGACCGCUUUCCGACGCUACUCAUCACUUGUCACUCCUCCAUCAACACCGCCUACUUACACCGUGAAGCUCGCUGAUUUCGGCUUGGCGAGAGAGACACACUCCAAACUGCCCUAUACCACAUAUGUAUCGACAAGAUGGUACCGAGCUCCGGAAGUCCUUUUGCGUGCUGGAGAGUAUUCUGCCCCAGUUGAUAUUUGGGCCGUAGGAGCCAUGGCGGUCGAGGUCGCUACGCUCAAGCCGCUCUUCCCUGGUGGAAAUGAAAUGGACCAAGUUUGGAGGGUUUGCGAGAUCAUGGGUAGCCCUGGAAAUUGGUACAGCAAAUCUGGAUCACGAGUCGGCGGAGGUGACUGGCGCGAGGGUACAAGGUUGGCUGGGAAGCUGGGCUUCUCAUUCCCCAAGAUGGCACCUCACGCCAUGGAGACGAUCCUCCAAGCUCCUCAGUGGCCACCUGCCCUCAGCCACUUCGUGACAUGGUGCCUGAUGUGGGACCCCAAGAACCGACCGACAUCAACACAAGCCAUCGCCCAUGAAUACUUUGCCGAUGCUGUUGAUCCCCUCCGACCUAAGUCGUCUACCUCGACUAAGAUCCUGGGUCGCAAACAAUCAGACCUUGCUCGAACGACAACCCCUACCCCUUCCAUCUCAUCCAAACCCUCAUGGUUCCGCAAAUCUCUUAUUGGGCGUAGCGAAACGCCUGAGCCACUGGCGAGUCACACUAUUCAGUCGAAUGACAUGCCCAACGCACGACCUGUACCUAUCCAGCUUUCCACUCACAGCGAAGUUCCUUCUGCCGUUCAUCGCACAGGAGCCGGCAAGCGCAGCACCUGGACCAAUGGGACUACUUCUAACAACAUGGCCCCUAUGCCAAUUCUGCCUUCUAUUCGACCAAUCUCUCCACUGUCCGAUGCAGUCAAUGCACGGGCAAGCAAGCAUAUCGAUGGGAAAUCCAAGAUUGGCCGCCAAAUGUCUGUGGCUUCCGGCACAAAUCACUACACAGAGAUGCAUCGCCAGGAGGCCGAGCGCGCAUUGAAUGGAAAGACCGGUCUUGUCUCGCCUCCAAGCGGCCAGAAGGAGGGCUUCUUCUCUCACCUUCGCAAGCGAGCAAGGCGCUUGUCUGGACGACAUCAGACGCCUGCUUCCCCCACAUAUGAGGAUGCAGAGGCGGUCGCCGGAUGUGUUCCCUGGACAGGCAGCAACAGGUCCUCGAUGAUCGUGGAUCAACAGGGGAUGGUGGCCAAGUCAGACAUGUACGAUUCUCUGGAUAGAACUCUACGCGACGUUCAGAAUCCUGAACCCAAGGCACCAGCUCCUCCUGCACAUCAAGCAGGCACGAGCAGCAGUCUCAAGCGCCAUCACUCAUUGCCUCAGCAGCACCACCGAUCUGUCGAUAACCUGAUCGGUGUGGCCCGCGGCGGGCCAAUCUCGAGCCGAACUCGACGAGCUCAGGCUGCGCAGGGAAUGAACCAGUAUGAGACCCCGGCAGAGGAAGAUGAGCUUCUUGAUGAAGUUCUUACCUCAACGCACAAGGCGAUGAAGCGAAUGGAUAGGGAUAGCAAGACCCUCCGGCAAUCUGCCAGCAACCUGGGAUUGGCAAACCCCUACCCAACGCCAUCUCCUUCUGCCAAUGGCAACCAGGUUCUCUUUGGUGACGGAAACGAAGCUUUGAGACCAAAGCCUCUUGAUCUCAACAAGAGGCAGCAGGGGCAUUCCAAGUGGCCUACCCCUCCGUAUGAAGAGUCCGAGUGGGCAGCAUCAGCCUCAGCCAGCAUCUGGGCUGCUGGAAACAAGAUCUAG
This is a messenger RNA of Clonostachys rhizophaga, 2313 nucleotides long. The record is from the annotation of a GenBank genome assembly. Lineage: Eukaryota; Fungi; Ascomycota; Sordariomycetes; Hypocreales; Bionectriaceae.